Protopterus annectens (West African lungfish) is the source of this 1991-nucleotide messenger RNA. RefSeq names its product sideroflexin 2 (gene SFXN2). Gene Ontology annotation, molecular function: monoatomic ion transmembrane transporter activity. Gene Ontology annotation, biological process: monoatomic ion transport; serine import into mitochondrion. Bases 140 to 1105 code for a protein of 321 amino acids. The record is from RefSeq and is a predicted model, not a curated record. Lineage: Eukaryota; Metazoa; Chordata; Ceratodontiformes; Protopteridae. Gene Ontology annotation, cellular component: mitochondrial inner membrane. The transcript has 12 exons.
CCUCUUAGUACUUAUUGGGCAUUAUACUCCACGUGGAAAGUAUGGAUUUUGAGAUAAGCAUUAUGCAUUUUUCCGAGUAGUUUGAAAGAAACUGAGAAGAUCAGUGUCCUGUUGCUGGUCUUUUUAGGAAUAUUUUAAGAUGGGGGACCUAACCACUUUUAAUAUUGAUGCUGAUCGCUGGGACCAGACCACCUUCGUAGGAAGACUGAAACACUUUUUUAAUAUUACUGAUCCAAGAACUGUACUUGUAUCCAAUAAGGAGCUGGAUAAAGCCAAAGUACUAGUGGAAAGCUGCCGGUCCGGUAAUAUACCAGCUAAUACAACUCAAGAACAACUUUACUAUGCCAAGAGAUUGUAUGACUCUGCCUUUCAUCCUGAUUCAGGAGAAAGGAUGAAUCUGAUUGGCAGAAUGUCUUUCCAGGUGCCUGGCGGUAUGGCUCUUACUGGCUUCAUGCUGCAGUUUUACAGGAGUGUUCCAGCAGUGGUAUUCUGGCAGUGGGUUAAUCAGUCUUUCAACGCUUUGGUAAACUACACAAAUAGGAAUGCUGCAUCACCUAUCACAGUAAAGCAAAUGGGCAUUGCAUAUGUUUCAGCAACUUCAACUGCUCUGGCAACAGCUGUGGGUCUCAAUCUGUAUACCAAGAAAGCUCCACCUCUGCUUGCUCGAUGGGUGCCAUUCAUUGCUGUAGCAGCUGCUAAUUGUGUGAACAUUCCAAUGAUGAGGCAGCAGGAACUAAUCAAUGGGAUCACUGUUACAGAUGAAAGUGACAACAGACUUGGAAAUUCCAAGAAAGCAGCGGUUAAGGGUAUCACACAAGUAGUUGUCUCUCGAAUAACAAUGGCUGCUCCUGGAAUGAUUCUUUUGCCAAUUUUGAUGGAACAUCUUGAGAAAUACCCAUUUAUGCAGAGAAUAAAGGUUUUACAUGCACCUCUGCAAGUGUUGCUGGCUGGGGGGUUCCUGUUGUUCAUGGUACCAGCUGCCUGUGCACUUUUCCCACAGAGGUGUUCACUGGAAGUUUCAAAACUGGAGCCUGAACUAAGAGACAGAAUUCUGGCCAGAUAUGGGGACAACGUUCAGUAUGUCUACUUUAACAAGGGACUGUGAGCCUCUGCCUACAGUGAUUUUGGAGGGGUUAGUUGCUGAAGGCUGUGGUUAACCUUUUUAAGCUGUGUGGGCAUCUUUAUUCUUAUGUCCCCUUUGUCACAUUCCCUAGUGGCAUUUGGUUGAGUAUGGCCAUGCCAUUUUAAAGGAUCAUAAUGCUCCAUUUUCAAGGACACUGCAAAUAAAUAAUACAAAAAAGAUACAGUUCUGAUUACUUUGACCAGUUUCAACUAGAAGAGCUCAAGAAUGUACUUUUGGAACUUUAGAAGGACCUCUUGAUGAGUCUCUGACUGUAUGCUGGCUACAGGCUUAGGGUUUUUUUUGCUCAGAACUCGUAGUUUGUGGUAAAAAGUGCCUUUUGUACAAAACUCAGUUUUACUAACUGGUUCUCAAUUUCUACACAGUGUUUACCAACUGGGAAAAAUCAUUAACUAUAAUGAAAAAUACACAGUGUUUGCGGUGUUUUCUCUGGAAUCACCAGAGGUAAUCUCAUUUUUAAGGCUAAUUCAGUGAAUCACAUAGGAUAUCAGGUGUUGGACCAGUAGAAAAUGCAUUGUCAAGCUGGCACUUCUUUAGUCUCAGUAGAAGAACAUUGUGCUUUCCAGGUAUACUUUUCAAGAGAAUUUUAUAUUUAAGAAUGUGUACAGAAUUUUUAAGAAAUUAAAGAACUGGCAUGAUUGACUUUUAAAAUGUUAUUUGAGGGAAGGAAGGUGACAGAAAUGCACAUAAGCCUAAAAACUAUUCCUUGGGAGGCUGUUGAAACAGAUACAAGACUAAUGCACAUCAGCGAGAGACAACAUUGCAACUUUGGUUACAGCAGUCUUAAGGAACUGUUCCAGCCAGUGUCAAAACCCACACACUAUGCUGUAAAAUAAAACAUCCCUCCCCA